GCUCAGUCAGUACCACACAGCUGAGAAAGACUCUGCACUACAACACUACUAAAGCCUAGUGUUCGUUCUUCAAACAGAUCAGAAUAUGGAGACAUGAGGGACCUCUUUACAGGACUGCUUCUUCUGCUCUGACUGAGUUUGAGAGACCAGACUCAGCAACAAGGCUCAGCGGAGAGAGACAGCCCUCGUCCAGGAUCAGCAUAGAGACAGCCCUCGUCCAGGACCAGCAUAGAGACAGCCCUCGUCCAGGCUCAGCAUAGAGACAGCCCUCGUCCAGGCUCAGCAUAGAGACAGCCCUCGUCCAGGCUCAGCAUAGAGACAGCCCUCGUCCAGGAUCAGCAUAGAGACAGCCCUCGUCCAGGCUCAGCCGAGAGACAGCCCUCGUCCAGGCUCAGCCGAGAGACAGCACACGUCCAGGCUCAGCCGAGAGACAGCCCUCGUCCAGGCUCAGCAUAGAGACAGCCCUCGUCCAGGAUCAGCAUAGAGACAGCCCUCGUCCAGGCUCAGCCGAGAGACAGCCCUCGUCCAGGCUCAGCCGAGAGACAGCACACGUCCAGGCUCAGCCGAGAGACAGCCCUCGUCCAGGCUCAGCCGAGAGACAGCCCUCGUCCAGGAUCAGCAGAGAGACAGCCCUCGUCCAGGAUCAGCAGAGAGACAGCCCUCGUCCAGGAUCAGCAGAGAGAGACAGCCCUCGUCCAGGAUCAGCAGAGAGACAGCCCUCGUCCAGGAUCAGCAGAGAGAGACAGCCCUCGUCCAGGAUCAGCAGAGAGACAGCCCUCGUCCAGGAUCAGCAGAGAGACAGCCCUCGUCCAGGACCAGCAGAGAGAUCAGCCGAGAGACAGCCCUCGUCCAGGAUCAGCAUAGAGAGACAGCCCUCGUCCAGGAUCAGCCGAGAGACAGUCCUCAUCCAGGACCAGCAGAGAGACAGCCCUCAUCCAGGACCAGCAGAGAGAGACAGCCCUCAUCCAGGAUCAGCAUAGAGAGACAGCCCUCAUCCAGGACCAGCAGAGAGACAGCCCUCAUCCAGGACCAGCAGAGAGAGACAGCCCUCGUCCAGGAUCAGCAGAGAGAGACAGCCCUCGUCCAGGAUCAGCAGAGAGAGACAGCCCUCGUCCAGGAUCAGCAGAGAGAGACAGCCCUCGUCCAGGAUCAGCAUAGAGAGACAGCCCUCGUCCAGGAUCAGCAGAGAGAGACAGCCCUCGUCCAGGAUCAGCAUAGAGAGACAGCCCUCGUCCAGGAUCAGCAUAGAGAGACAGCCCUCGUCCAGGACUAGCAGAGAGAGACAGCCCUCAUCCAGGAUCAGCAGAGAGAGACAGCCCUCGUCCAGGACUAGCAGAGAGAGACAGCCCUCAUCCAGGAUCAGCAGAGAGAGACAGCCCUCGUCCAGGACUAGCAGAGAGAGACAGCCCUCAUCCAGGAUCAGCAGAGAGACAGUAAUUGAUUUUGACACCCCUGCGUUAAGAGGACCUGUGGAACCUCCCUAGUAGAAUCCUGAAUCACUGUGGAACCUCCCUAGUAGAAUCCUGAAUCACUGUGGAACCUCCCUAGUAGAAUCCUGAAUCACUGUGGAACCUCCCUAGUGGAAUCGUGAAUCACUGUGGAAUCUAGAACUAUCCUGCCUGGAAUCCUCCAUCUCUUCCCUGAACUGUUGAAUACGUUCUAGAACAGGUUCUAGAGUCAGAAUGGGUUCUACUGUUCCUGUUUCGUCCAUGGUGUUAGUGCUGGUGGUGUUCCACACCUUCACAAUGGGACAGUGUCAGAGCCAACCCAGCCUGACAGGAAAUCUCCAUGUCUCAGCCUUCCACAGUACAGACACCCCCCUGGGUCUACUACUGGACCCCCAAAACCCCUCCCAAAAACCCCAAGACAUCGCAUCUCUGAACCUCAUUACCCCCAUCUCAUCCACACCCUCUCCUGACUCUGACGGUGGACACCAACAUCUGAAACCCGGACCCCAUCACCUCACCUCCAACACGUCGUCCCGGGCAGUGCGUGUUCAGCCUGUAGUACCCCCUGUCUGCCACCAGGUGACCUUCAUAAAGACAGCUUUUAAAUACAUAAACACAGUGAUUAGCUGUGUGAUAUUCAUGGUGGGGAUGGUAGGAAACGCCACUCUACUGAGGAUUAUCUACCUGAAUAAGACGAUGAGGAACGGACCUAACGCCCUGAUCGCCAGCCUGGCCCUGGGAGAUCUGAUCUAUAUCACUAUAGAUAUACCCAUCAACGUUUAUAAGCUCCUGGCUGGCUCGUGGCCGUUCGAUGACAGCUCCAUUGGUCUGUUCCUCUGUAAACUGUUCCCCUUCCUGCAGAAAGCUUCUGUUGGCAUCACUGUACUCAACCUGUGUGCCCUGAGCGUGGACAGGUAUCGUGCGGUAGCGUCGUGGAGCAGGGUCCAGGGUGUCGGUGUUCCCCUGUUAACAGCAGUAGAGAUCAUCUCUAUUUGGCUGUUAUCCAUUCUGAUGGCUGUACCAGAGGCUAUAGGAUUCAACAUGGUCACCUUUGAAUACAGGAACGCGACCAUACGGACCUGCAUGCUCAACCCACAGACACCAUUCAUGACGUUCUACCGGGAUGCCAAAGACUGGUGGUUGUUUGGAUUCUAUUUCUGUGUUCCGUUGGCGUGUUCCGCAGUGUUCUACACUCUGAUGACAUGUGAGAUGUUACAUCACAGGAACGGAUCUCUCCGCAUCGCGCUCAGCGAACACCUCAAACAGCGUCGGGAGGUAGCCAAGGCAGUGUUCUGUCUGGUCCUGAUCUUCGCUCUGUGCUGGUUCCCUCUGCACCUCAGCAGGAUCCUGAAGAAGAUGGUUUACAUGCCUCAUGAUGCCCGACGCUGUGAACUGCUCAAUUUCCUGUUGGUCCUCGACUACUUCAGUAUUAACCUGGCCACAGUCAACUCCUGCAUCAACCCCAUCAUACUCUACUUCGUCAGCAAGAAGUUCAAAAACUGCUUCAAGUCAUGUCUGUGUUGUUGGUGUGACUCCAGUUCCCUGAUCGACAGUAUGGUACCUCAGAACCUCAAUGGAACCAGCCUGCAGAAUAAGAACCCAGAUCAACAGUGUGGUACCUCUGAACCUCAAUGGAACCAGCCUACAGAAUAAGAACCCAGAUCAACAGUGUGGUACCUCUGAACCUCAAUGGAACCAGCCUACAGAAUAAGAACCCAGAUCAACAGUGUGGUACCUCAGAACCUCAACGGAACCAGCCUAUAGAUUAAGAACUCAGAUCAACAGUAUGGUACCUCUGAACCUCAACGGAACCAGCCUACAGAUUAAGAACCCAGAUCAACAGUAUGGUACCUCUGAACCUCAAAGGAACCAGCCUACAGAUUAAGAACCCAGAUCAACAGUGUGGUACCUCAGAACCUCAAAGGAACCCAGCCUGCAGAUUAAGAACCCAGAUCAACAGUAUGGUACCUCUGAACCUCAACGGAACCAGCCUACAGAUUAAGAACCCAGAUCAACAGUGUGGUACCUCAGAACCUCAAAGGAACCAGCCUGCAGAACACAAACCCAGAUCAACAGAGUGUGGUACCUCAGAACCUCAACGGAACCAGCCUGAAGAAUAAGAACCCAGAUCAACAGAGUGGUACCUCAGAACCUCAAAGGAACCAGCCUGCAGAACACAAACCCAGAUCAACAGAGUGUGGUACCUCAGAACCUCAAAGGAACCAGCCUGAAGAAUAAGAACCCCAUAAUGACAAAGCAAAAACUGUUUUGUAGAAAAUGUUGCUAAUUUAAUACAAAUAAAUAACUGAAAUAUUCCAUUUACAAAAGUAUUCAGACCCUUUACUCAGUGCGUUGGAAGCGAUUACAGAAUCGAGUCUUCUUGGGUAUCACGCUACAAACUUGGCACACCUGUAUUUGGGGAGUUUCUCCCAUUCUUCUCUGCAGAUCCUCUCAAGCUCUGUGAGGUUGGAUGGGGAGCGUCGCUGCACAGCUAUUUUCAGGUCUCUACAGAGAUGUUCGAUCGAGUUCAAGGACAUUCAGAGACUUGUCCCGAAGCCACUCCUGCAUUGUCUUGGCUUAGGGUCGUGCUUAGGGUCGUGCUUAGGGUCGUGGUCCUGUUGGAAGGUGAACCUUUGCCCCAGUCUGAGGUCCUGAGUACUCAGGAGCAGGUUUCCAUUAAGCAUCUCUCUGUACUUUGCUCUGUUCAUCUUUCCCUCAAUCCUGACUAGUCUCCCAGUCCCUGCCGCUGAAAAACAUCCCCACAGCAUAAUGCUGCCACCACCAUGCUUCACCGUAGGGAUGGUGCCUGGUUUCCUCUAGACGUGACACUUGGAAUUCAGACCAAAUCUUGUUUCUCAUGAGUCCUUUAGGUUCAUUUUGGAAAGCGGGCUGUCAUGUGCCUUUUCCUGAGUAGUGUCUUCCAUCUAGCCCCUCUACCAUAAAGGCCUGAUUGGUGGAGCAUAGAUGGUUGUCCUUCUGGAAGGUUCUCCCAUCUCCACAGAAGAACUCUGGAGCUCUGUCAGAGUGACCAUCAGGUUAUUGGUCACCUCCCUGACCAAAGCCCUUCUCCCCUGACUGCUCAGUUUGGCUGGGCAGCCAGCUCUAGGAAGAGUCUUGGUGGUUCCAAACUUUUUACAUUUAAGAAUGAUGGAGGCCAUUGUGUUCUUGGUGAACUUCAAUACUGCAGAAAUGUUUAGGUACCCUUCCCCAGAUCUGUGCCUCGACACAAUCCUGUCUCUGAGCUCUACAGACAAUUCCUUUGACCUCAUGGCUUGGUUUUUGCUUUGACAUGCACUGUUAACUGUGGGAUCUUUUAUAUAUACAGGCGUGUGCCUUUCCAAAUCAUGUCUAAUCAAUAGAAUUUACCACAGGUGGACUCCAAUCAAGUUGUAGAAACAUCUCAAGGAUGAUCAAUGGAAACAGGAUCCACAGGAGCUCAAUUUCGAAUCUCAUAGCAAAGGGUCUGAAUAUUUAUGUAAAUAAGGUUUAUAAUAUUUAUGUACAUUUGCAAACAUUUCUAAAAACCUGCUUUUGCUUUGUUAUUAUGGAGUAUUGUGUGUAAAAAAUGAUUUAAACCAUUUUAGAAUAAGGUUGUAACGUAACAAAAUGUGGAAAAAGUCGAGGGGUCUUCAGAAUGCUCUAUACACACCAUGCAGUAUUUUGGGGACUAUAUACACCAUGCAGUAUUUUGGGGACUAUAUACACCAUGCAGUAUUUUGGGGACUAUAUACACCAUGCAGUAUUUUGGGGACUAUAUAUACACCAUGCAGUAUUUUGGGGACUAUAUAUACACCAUGCAGUAUUUUGGGGACUAUAUAUACACCAUGCAGUAUUUUGGGGACUAUACACACCAUGCAGUAUUUUGGGGACUAUAUAUACACCAUGCAGUAUUUUGGGGACUAUAUACACCAUGCAGUAUUUUGGGGACUAUAUACACCAUGCAGUAUUUUGGGGACUAUAUAUACACCAUGCAGUAUUUUGGGGACUAUAUAUACACCAUGCAGUAUUUUGGGGACUAUAUAUACACCAUGCAGUAUUUUGGGGACUAUACACACCAUGCAGUAUUUUGGGGACUAUAUAUACACCAUGCAGUAUUUUGGGGACUAUAUACACACCAUGCAGUAUUUUGGGGACUAUAUAUACCAUGCAGUAUUUUGGGGACUAUAUAUACACACCCUGCAGUAUUUUGGGGACUAUAUAUACCAUGCAGUAUUUUGGGGACUAUAUACACACCAUGCAGUAUUUUGGGGACUAUAUAUACUAUGCAGUAUUUUGGGGACUAUAUAUACACCAUGCAGUAUUUUGGGGACUAUAUAUACACCAUGCAGUAUUUUGGGGACUAUAUAUACACCAUGCAGUAUUUUGGGGACUAUAUACACACCAUGCAGUAUUUUGGGGACUAUAUAUACACCAUGUAGUAUUUUGGGGACUAUAUAUACACCAUGCAGUAUUUUGGGGACUAUAUAUACACCAUGCAGUAUUUUGGGGACUAUAUAUACCAUGCAGUAUUUUGGGGACUAUAUAUACACCAUGCAGUAUUUUGGGGACUAUAUAUACACCAUGCAGUAUUUGGGGGACUAUAUAUACACCAUGCAGUAUUUUGGGGACUAUAUAUACACCAUGCAGUAUUUUGGGGACUAUAUAUACACCAUGCAGUAUUUUGGGGACUAUAUAUACACCAUGCAGUAUUUUGGGGACUAUAUAUACACCAUGCAGUAUUUGGGGGACUAUAUAUAUGCCAUGCAGUAUUUUGGGGACUAUAUAUACACCAUGCAGUAUUUUGGGGACUAUAUAGACACCAUGCAGUAUUUGGGGGAAUAUAUAUACGCCACGUGGUAGUUUUCCAAACAAUUCAACACUUCACUGUUUGAACUCCAUAACUAUUGUAGGGGAGAUCAAUGAGGUUAGAGGUUACCAUGGAGAUUAAUGAUUGACAGCUUGCUGGCUGGACACCUAGCACAGGAAGUGGAAGAGCGUGUGUGUGUGUGUGUGUGUGUGUGUGUGUGUGUGUGUGUGUGCGUGUGGCUGUAAAGUGCUGGGCACAGUGUAACCUUAAUGAUGACUGUGCAUAAAGGAGAGUUUGACGAGACCCUGUACCGAGGGAUGGAGGAAGGAAGAGAGAGAGAGGGAGAGAGGGAGGGAGAGAAAAACAGGGAGGGAGAGAGGGUCAGAGGGUGAGUGAGAGAGACAGACAGACAGAGACAGACAGACAGGGAGGGAGGGAGGGCUCGAGCUGCGUUGGGGUGAAGGCUGUGGACUGAAGUUGCCCCUCCCCCCUAGUCCGGCUUCUCCUCCCAUAGUCGACACCCUGAGCAGGGUUGGGCCAGAAACACACACCACUAUAUCCAUGGUUGUAUAUACAUUUUAAAAGUAUUUAAGGGAGUGUACUAUACAGUAACUAUUGUGUUAUAAACUUUUGUUUUUAUAUUUAAGAAUUGAGAAAUAUUUAUCUUUUGUUGUUGGUGGUGUCUUUCUAUCGUGAGAAAAAUAAAGAUAUAUUUUCUAACUUUCAAGAAGAGUUACGGUACUCUA
Molecule: messenger RNA, 6980 nt
Organism: Oncorhynchus nerka (sockeye salmon)
Lineage: Eukaryota; Metazoa; Chordata; Actinopteri; Salmoniformes; Salmonidae
Product: endothelin receptor type B-like
Exons: 10
Coding region: 1683-3101 (472 amino acids)
Biological process (GO): enteric nervous system development; vasoconstriction; endothelin receptor signaling pathway
Cellular component (GO): plasma membrane
Molecular function (GO): endothelin receptor activity
Source: RefSeq, a predicted model, not a curated record